Molecule: messenger RNA, 822 nt
Organism: Penicillium egyptiacum
Lineage: Eukaryota; Fungi; Ascomycota; Eurotiomycetes; Eurotiales; Aspergillaceae
Source: the annotation of a GenBank genome assembly
AUGACAACGUUCGCAAUUUAUCCAGAUCUCAAGGAUAAGGUCGCCCUUGUCAUGGGAAUUGGACAGGUACAUGUUCCAGGCUCAGGAGCCUGGGGUAAUGGAGCAGCCGUUGCACGAGUUCUGGCUCAUAGUGGUGCACGAAUAUUCGGCUGCGAUCUGAAUCUUCCUGCAGCUCAGCAUACGGCUACUCUCAUAAAAAGGGAGGGAGGUUUCUGUGAAGUAAUGCACGGUGACGUGACAUCCGCAGCCGACAUUAAAGACGUUGUCGAUGCUGCCAUGACCAGAUACGGCCGCAUCGAUAUCCUCAUCAACAACGUGGGCGCAACUGCAACUGGCGACCCAGUCAGUAUGUCUGAGGACGUUUGGGAUCAUCAAAUCAGCCUCAACCUCAAAAGCGUCUAUCUUUCUUGCCAUGCGGUGCUCCCUAUCAUGGAAAAGCAAGGAUCGGGCAGCGUGGUUAACAACGCCUCAAUUGCUGGCCUGAGAUACAUCGGGAAGCCGCAGAUUGCUUACUCUUCCGCCAAGGCAGCUGUUAUUCAGUUUACAAAAGUGACUGCGGCAAUGUAUGCAGCUAAAGGGAUUCGCCUGAACUCGGUGGUACCUGGGUUGAUACACACUCCGCUUGUGGAAAAGCUGAAGCUUAAUGGUGACCACGAAGUCUACCAACGGAUUUGUCAACAGCCUAUCCCAAUGGGCCAUAUGGGUGAUGCGACUGAUGUGGCGAACGCGACAGUAUUUUUAGCCAGUGAUGUUGCAAAAUACAUUACUGGUCAAAUGUUGGUUGUUGAUGGUGGUUUCACGUCUUGCUCUGGAAUAGUGUAA